Molecule: messenger RNA, 3078 nt
Organism: Uncinocarpus reesii 1704
Lineage: Eukaryota; Fungi; Ascomycota; Eurotiomycetes; Onygenales; Onygenaceae
Exons: 7
Coding region: 1-3078 (1025 amino acids)
Biological process (GO): glycerophospholipid catabolic process
Molecular function (GO): protein binding; glycerophosphocholine phosphodiesterase activity
Source: RefSeq, a predicted model, not a curated record
AUGCUAUCCAUCCAGUUUGACUGGCGGAGGGCGCAAGUCGCUUUUCCGCUGCCUGCUCCUUUGUUCACAUGGACUGACUUGGGCCGCAAUUCGAUAUCACAGGAAGUUCGGAAAGCAUAUCCAGCGGCGCCAGCUCGACCUCCCCGACUGAUCAAACAGUUGAGCGCGACUCCAACCAUCCCCGCCCAGGGAGCCAGCGUACCGCCCACAUCGGAGAUUCUCGACCCGCAGGCUGCUCUUCGUGCAAACAAGGAAGUCUUUUUCUUCCGGCUGUUUUCCUUGCGCCUCAAAACCCUCCUUGAUAAGCAAAGAGUCGUCCAGUCGAAACGCUCAGUAUCCAAUUCAAAGGCACCGGCCAACUUUGUCACUUUAUUUGAAGGCUUUCAACAAUUCGACGGCGACCUCAAUAAACUGCAGCAAUUUGUCGAGGUAAACGAAACUGCAGUUUCGAAGAUUCUCAAAAAGUCUCGUACAAAGGAGCUCUAUCUUCAGCGUGCAGUUGAGGUGCAACCUUGCUUCAACCGCGAUGUUCUUAGAGAUCUUUCUGAUCGCGCUACAACAGCACGGUUAGAGCUGGAAGCUUGGGCAGAAGGGGAGAAUAUACAGUUCGAUACAUCUCAGGCUGUAGAACGGUCAAGUAUAGUUCCAGAGGAGGACGAUGCUGAUCUGCAUGCCCUACACACCGCUGCUACCGGUAAUCUUACAAUUUUGAAAGAUUGGGUUUCGAAAUUGCAAUCCUCCCAGGACGCUGGCUCUCGGGUUACUCGUAUUUUCCUGGCCGCCAUAAACGACUUUUCAGAUGAGGUCCUUACACUGCUCCUCGACACCGGUCUGGUGGAUAUGCAUGCCGAGGACGAUAUCAAUGAAAGAAAUUGCCUACAUGAGGCAGCCAUCUCCGGUCGAGAAUUCGUUUUGCGCGCCGCUUUGGAGCGUGGGGUUGAUGUCUCACACACUGACGUUUAUGGGCGGAUACCACUGCAUUAUGCAUGCAUGCACGGCCGCGUUGAAAUAGUCCGAGCCCUUGUUAAUACCGGGCCCCUCACAAUUGACUUCAUGGAUCAUGACAAUUUCACCCCUUUGAUUCACAGCAUCAUACGAGACCAGCUAUCGUGCGUUGAGCAGCUCCUAUCGCACAAUGCGCGUAUCAAUCCGUCAUCGGAAUCGGAUCAUGUCCCUUUAAAUUUGGCUUGUCAGCAUGCGUCUUUGCCAAUCAUACAAAUGCUCCUGGAACGAAAGGCCAAACUGCUUCCAGAUGCUGAAGGUUUGUAUCCUCAGCACUUAGUGGCAAGGACGUGUCGGUCGCCUGAAGUGAUUCUCCUCCUGAAAAGCCACGGAGCAGAUUUGGAUCAGAAAGACAAGCUGUACCAGUGGACACCUUUGUUCCAUGCGGCGAGUGAGGGAUGCGUUGACUGCUUGAGGACGCUGCUGGACAGCGGUGUGGAUGCCGAUGCCCUUGAUGAAAAGGAUCUUCCUGCAAUGUACUAUGCUGUCUGGGAAGGCCAUCUGGAAUGUAUGAUCCUUUUGUGGUCGCGACGAGCAGGCGCUAGGGUGUCCCAACCCCUUGGCCCCCUGAACGGGGCUAACUUCCGUGACGCGAGCUCAAUGACGUCUCCCGCUCUCGCAGAACGCCCGGGUCCUGGAGGAAUGGAGGCUGAUGGCAUCCCGGAUUUAUCGUUACCUCCUCCUAUCAUUCCUCUCCGUCGUUACGGCCAUAAUUUCUUAGAUAACAAAACCUUCCUCCAAAUUUAUUUCGAGCCAGCCCCUUCCGAACCUAUUGUGUUCUAUCAAGCCGGUCGCUACGCUGCUGCGAGACUAACUAUAUCUUCCAAAAUGUCGGACCUGAUACCUCGGAAUAUCAUGCUGCCUUUCCAAGAGGAUUCUAGGAUUGUAUCUUUCCAAAUCGACCGGCUGGACAAUUUCACGCUUGAAUUCGAAAUAUUCCCUACAUUCGGAUCUAAAGUAAUUGCAAAGACAGUUGCUUUGUCAGAUAUCUUUACGAGCGGCACCCGAAGCUCAGGAUCAUGCUGCUUACCUCUUUUCGAUCCCAGGCUGCGACCCAUCGGUGAAAUCAAGUUCGACUUCCAGGUCAUCAAACCGUACUAUGGAGAACCCCUUGAGAUCACACAUUUUGCGACAUACUGGAAAGCCACUGGCGCUCUGGAUUCCGACCACAACGGACAAAUAACCGGCUCGAGCUUGUCGGGAGAUUAUGUCCAACUGUUCGUCCAGCUGACGAGGGACGGCGUCCCCGUUUUAUAUCCUGAAUUUACGGUUAAUCAUCACGGGAUCGACAUUCCGGUUUGUUCUUUAACAUAUGAUCAGUUCAAGACCGUGAGCCCGAGACGCCACUCUCAAACACAUUCGGAUGAAUUGACCCUACUUCGUUCGUUAGAGGCGAUGAAUAUUGAUGAUUUGCCCAACGUCCACCGGGUCCUUGCAACGUCGUUUUUGACUUUGCGGGAAGUUCUUGCACAUCUUCCAACUAGUAUUCAUGUCAAUAUCUGCGCCCUGUACCCAUCCGCCGCUGAUGAGAAGGAGUUUGGCCUUGGUCCACAAAUCAACGUAAAUGCGUUUGCGGACUCCAUUCUCACCGAAGUCUUCAACCACGCGCGAUCGUCCAAGGAAAACAAUCCUUACUUUAUGCGCUCUAUAGUGUUCACCUCGUACAACCCCAACAUUUGCAUCGCUCUCAAUUGGAAGCAACCGAAUUACCCUGUAGUGCUUUGCAACGACCUUGGUCAGAUUCGUGAUUUGACAAAAGACGCGACCUCGCAGCCACCAAUCCGUUGUAGCGGACGUGCCUCGAUGUCGAUUAAAGAAGCGGCUAGAAUUGCACAGACCAACAAUCUCAUGGGCCUGAUGUGCCGCUCAAGUUUAUUGAACGUUAUGCCCGCGCUCGUUGAAUCUAUCAAAGAACAAGGCCUUGUCCUAGUUGCCGACACGUCCGACGAAGCUGGCGAAAGAACUCGAUCCGGAACCCCGAUUAACACGGAAUGGGCAUAUCGGAUGCCCACAGGCGUCAAUGGCGUAAUGAGAGGGACUGGCGUCUUGCGAUUUAAUGAUACAGUUGAUAUGUGA